This is a messenger RNA of Peromyscus eremicus (cactus mouse), 2859 nucleotides long. RefSeq names its product leucine rich repeat neuronal 2 (gene Lrrn2). The transcript has 2 exons. Lineage: Eukaryota; Metazoa; Chordata; Mammalia; Rodentia; Cricetidae. Gene Ontology annotation, molecular function: protein binding. The record is from RefSeq and is a predicted model, not a curated record. The coding region runs from base 488 to 2629 and encodes 713 amino acids.
CCGCGGGCCUGCUCUGUGCUCCGCAGACGCGCGGCGCUCCGGGAGCGCCGGCCCUGGCCGCCAGCCUCCGGCCCCGGCGCGCAGGAUUGGGGACACGGCCAUUCCCCUGACGUCCUCGCAGGCUGGGCAUCGCGACCACUCCCAGGACAAGUGCAGGUUGGGGAAGGCGCCCUGCGAGCUUGCCGGGCCUGGGUGGCGGCGCGCCGCGGAGACGGCGGAGCAACGUCCCCAGCCGGGAGGCGAGCGACAGACAUAGGACGGCUCCCGCGCGGGCCUCCUGACAAGGACAUGAGUGAAUCCCAGCCCAGCGCACAAAGAUGAGGACCCACACCCAAGAGGGCACGAAGUGAUGCCCACCCACCCCAUGUAGAAUGACGGCCCUGAGCAGGUGGUUCCCCAGACCUUGGCAGGGCUGCUGACCCUCAUUCUGAAAGUCGUGAAGAGCAGGACUCUUCCUGUGGAGGGUCCUCUGCCUUCCAGCUCCACCAUGAGGCUCCUUGUGGCUGCCCUCUUGCUAUCUUGGGCGGCUGGUACCACUGCCGCGGUACCCGUGGUACCCUGGCGUGUGCCCUGCCCUCCUCAGUGUGCCUGCCAGAUCCGGCCCUGGUACACGCCCCGAUCCUCCUACCGCGAGGCCACCACUGUGGACUGCAAUGACCUCUUCCUGACGGCAGUGCCCCCAGGGCUCCCUGCGGGCACGCAAACCCUGCUGCUACAGAGCAACAGCAUCAGCCGAAUAGACCAGACUGAGCUUGCCUACUUGGCCAACCUCACAGAGCUGGAUCUGUCCCAGAACAGCUUCUCAGAUGCCCGAGACUGUGACUUCCAGGCCCUGCCUCAGCUGCUGAGUCUCCACCUAGAAGAGAACCAGCUAAGCCGGCUGGAGGAUCACAGCUUCGCUGGGCUGACAAGCCUGCAGGAGCUCUAUCUCAACCACAACCAGCUGUGUCGUAUUGCCCCCAGGGCCUUCGAAGGCCUCAGCAACCUACUUCGACUGCACCUCAACUCUAACCUGCUUAGGACCAUUGACAGCCGCUGGUUCGAGAUGCUGCCCAACUUGGAAAUCCUCAUGAUUGGUGGCAACAAGGUGGAUGCCAUCUUGGACAUGAACUUCCGACCCCUGGCCAACCUGCGCAGCCUGGUGCUGGCCGGCAUGAGCUUGCGGGAGAUCUCAGACUAUGCUCUGGAAGGACUGCAAAGCCUGGAGAGUCUCUCUUUCUAUGACAAUCAGCUGGCCCAGGUGCCCAAGCGGGCAUUGGAGCAGGUGCCUGGGCUCAAGUUCUUAGACCUGAACAAAAACCCACUGCAGCGGGUAGGGCCGGGAGACUUUGCCAAUAUGCUGCACCUCAAGGAAUUAGGACUGAACAACAUGGAGGAGCUGGUCUCCAUUGACAAGUUCGCCCUGGUCAAUCUCCCUGAGCUGACCAAGCUGGACAUCACCAAUAACCCACGGCUUUCUUUCAUCCAUCCCCGCGCCUUCCACCACCUGCCCCAGAUGGAGACCCUCAUGCUCAACAACAAUGCUCUCAGUGCCUUGCACCAGCAGACAGUGGAGUCUCUGCCCAACCUGCAGGAGGUGGGGCUCCACGGCAACCCCAUCCGCUGUGACUGUGUCAUCCGCUGGGCCAAUGCCACGGGCACCCACGUCCGUUUCAUCGAGCCACAGUCCACCCUGUGUGCCGAUCCUCCAGACCUCCAGCGCCGCCCAGUCCGGGAGGUGCCAUUCCGGGAGAUGACAGACCACUGCCUGCCCCUCAUCUCUCCCCGAAGCUUCCCCUCCAGCCUGCAGGUGGCCAGUGGAGAGAGCCUGGUACUUCACUGUCGGGCGCUGGCUGAACCAGAGCCUGAAAUCUACUGGGUCACUCCAGCUGGAGUUCGACUGACACCUGCCCGUGCAGGCAGGAGGUACCGGGUGUUCCCUGAGGGGACCCUAGAGUUGAGGAGGGUGACUGCAGCAGAGGCGGGGUUGUACACCUGUGUGGCCCAGAACCUGGUCGGGGCUGACACUAAGACAGUCAGUGUUGUGGUUGGCCACGCUCCCUUCCAGCCAGGCAGGGACAAGGGACCAGGACUGGAGCUCCGUGUGCAGGAGACACACCCAUAUCACAUCCUGCUGUUUUGGGUGCCGCCACCCAACAUAGUCUCCACCAACCUCACCUGGUCUAGGGCCUCCUCCCUCCGGGACCAUGAAGCCACUGCUUCGGCUCGACUGCCCCAGGGCACCCACCGCCACAACAUUACCCGCCUCCUCCCGGGCACAGAGUACUGGGCCUGCCUGCAAGUGGCCUUUGCUGAUGCCCACACCCAGUUGGCUUGUGUUUGGGCCAGGACUAAAGAGGCCUCUCAUUGCCACAGAGCCCUGGGGGACCAGCCUGGGCUCAUAGCCAUCCUGGCUCUUGCUGUCCUCCUGCUGGCAGCUGGGCUUGCAGCCCACCUUGGCAGAGGCCAGCAGCCCAAGCAGGGGGUGGGUGAGAAGCCUCUCCUUCCAGCCUGGGCUUUCUGGGGCUGGAGCACCCCCUCUGUCCGAGUCAUGUCUGCACCCCUUGUCCUGCCCUGGAAUCCGGGGAGGAACCCGCCCAGAUGCUCAAAUGGGGAGACCGUGUCGCCUCCAUUGUCUCCACAUUCCUGAGGCGCCGCCAGGUCUCAGCGGUAGAGAAAUAACUAGGACAGCACUACAGUAAAAGGGAAGCGAUCUGGGCCAGGUACCUGCCAGGAAAGUGGCGUUGGUCCACGUGCCUGAGGCCUGGCAGCUUGACCAAGAAUGACGGGGCUCUGUGGCUCCUGGGGGUGCUCUUGCAGCUUCUGACAUGAUUGCUGUGGCCUUCUGGGGGCCUUCAGCUGCUGUUCUGAGGAGUGUCU